Molecule: messenger RNA, 1542 nt
Organism: Fulvia fulva
Lineage: Eukaryota; Fungi; Ascomycota; Dothideomycetes; Mycosphaerellales; Mycosphaerellaceae
Product: ATP-dependent rRNA helicase RRP3
Exons: 1
Coding region: 1-1542 (513 amino acids)
Molecular function (GO): RNA helicase activity; nucleic acid binding; ATP binding
Source: RefSeq, a predicted model, not a curated record
AUGUCGUCGGCCAAGAGGAGAAAAGUCUCGCACGGAGAGGGAAAAGACUCUUCUCCAGUGCAAGUCACGAAGAAAGUCACCAAGCGGAAAGAUGUCCCGACCGGUCACGAGGCCCCAGUGAAAGCAGCACCCUCGAAGCCCAGUCCCGAACGCACGAAGCGAGCACACUCCGAAGUCGAAGAGGACGUCGAGCCUGCUGCAGAGCAAGAAGACGAAGUGGAACACAGUCAAUCCGCCCAGGAGGACAAGAGCUUCGCCGAGCUGGGCGUGAUAGACCAGCUAUGCGAUGCCUGUGCGAAUCUAGGCUUCACCAAGCCUACAGCGAUCCAGAAAGAGUCAAUACCUAUAGCACUGGAAGGUCGGGACAUCAUCGGUCUGGCUGAGACGGGGAGUGGAAAGACAGCUGCUUUCGCUCUGCCAAUCUUGCAGGCAUUGAUGGCAGCUCCCCAGCAUGAACAGCACAAGUUCGGCCUGGUCCUAGCACCCACCCGAGAACUGGCAUACCAGAUCUCACAGCAAUUUGAAGCCCUUGGCAGUCUGAUAAACGUUCGAUGUGCAGUCCUAGUCGGAGGCAUGGACAUGGUUCCUCAAGCCAUCGCCCUCAACAAGAACCCUCACAUCAUAGUCGCCACACCUGGCCGUCUUCUCGACCAUCUCGAAAACACCAGAGGCUUCUCCAUGCGCUCCCUCAAAUACCUAGUGAUGGACGAAGCUGAUCGCCUCCUCGACCUAGACUUCGGCCCCAUCCUCGACAAAAUCCUCCAAGUCCUCCCAUCACAACGCCGCACCAUGCUCUUCUCGGCCACAAUGAGCACAAAACUCAACAACCUCACCCGCGCCGCUCUCCAGAACCCCGUAAAAGUCAGCAUCUCCAGCAGCAGCUACCAAACCGUCAAGAAUCUAAUGCAGCACUACAUCUUCAUCCCGCACAAGUUCAAAGACAUUUACCUUGUCUACCUCUUGAACGAAUUCGCCGGACAGACUUGCAUAGUCUUCACUCGAACCAUCAACGAAACGCAACGGAUCGCCUUCCUCCUGCGAGCUCUAGGCCGCUCUGCAAUACCUCUCCACGGCCAAAUGACCCAAUCCUCCCGUCUCGGCGCUCUGAACAAGUUCCGUGGCGGUAGUCGCGACAUACUCGUCGCCACGGACGUCGCAGCGCGUGGUCUGGACAUCCCCUCAGUUGAUCUAGUCCUAAACUUCGAUCUUCCGCCCGAUAGCAAGACGUACGUGCAUCGUGUUGGUCGCACGGCGCGUGCGGGAAAGAGUGGUGUGGCGAUCAGUGUGGUGACACAGUACGAUAUUGAAAUAUAUCAACGGAUUGAGAAGGCUCUCGGGAAGAAAUUGGAAGAAUAUGCAGCGGAGCGGGACGAGGUCAUGGUCUUCGCUCCUCGCGUAGCUGAAGCGCAGCGGAUUGCGAUUACGGAGAUGAAGAACGAGCAUGAGAAGAGAGGCGGCAAAGGAUCUGGUAGUGGGAUCGGCGGUGGGAGAGCGAAGGGUCGUGGCAAUCGAAGAGAUGACAUGGAUGUCGAUGAGGGCUGA